GCGGGUCGCGCCUCUCCGACUGAGAAACAUGACCGGCCGGGACGCACGUUCCGACGGGCACACCGGGAGCAGGGCGCUGGUACCCGGAGGUUCCCCCACAGGCCCGCGUCCCCGAGGCUUCGCCAUCACCGACCUACUUGGCUUGGAGGCCGAGCUGCCGGCGCCCGCUGGCCCCGGACCAGGAUCUGGGUGCGAGGUCUCAGCGGCCGCGCUGUGCUCCGGCCCUGGCCUGGGCGUCCCCAGCACGGCGCGCGGGACCCUCCCGCUGGGGCUCGGCCUUGUCUGUGGCUUCGGCGCGCAGCCGCCCUCGGGCGCCCGGGCGCCCUGCCUACUGCUGGCCGACAUGCCGCUGCUGCCGCCCGGGGGCCCAGCGCCCGCUGCCCCGCAGGCCUCCUGCCGCCCACCGCCCUCGCUCAGCCGCCAGAAGCGCAGCGAGAGCACCUCCACAUCCGAUGAGGACAGCCUACCUGGAGACGUGAGUGGCCUGAAGGCGUUGCCCACACUGGGCAAGAGGAAGAAACGUCGGCACAGGACAGUCUUCACUGCCCACCAGCUGGAAGAGUUGGAGAAGGCAUUCAGUGAGGCCCACUAUCCUGAUGUGUAUGCCCGGGAAAUGCUGGCUGUGAAAACUGAACUCCCCGAGGACCGGAUACAGGUCUGGUUUCAAAACCGCAGGGCCAAGUGGCGCAAGCGGGAGAAGCGCUGGGGCGGCAGCAGCGUGAUGGCGCAGUACGGGCUGUACGGGGCCAUGGUGCGCCACUGCAUCCCGCUGCCCGGCUCCGUGCUGGACUCGGCCGAGGGCGGCGCGCGUGGCACCUGCGCGCCCUGGCUGCUGGGGAUGCAUAAAAAAUCCACAAGGAUGAUAAAUAAGCCAGGAAGUGAAGACAAGCUGGCGGGACUCUGGGGCUCUGAGCACCUCCCAGAAGGUUCUACCCAGAGUCAGGCAGGACCCCCGAGGGGCUCCGACAGAGGGAGCCCAGAGAGUGCCUUGGAAGAUGUGGCCAUGGAUCUCUCCAGCUCUGCCCGGCAGGAGACCAAGAAAGCACAGGAGGAGGCCGGUGCUCCCCGAGGCUCUAGCUCUUCUGGGUUGGAGGGCAUCUCACCUGGGAAGGUGGGAGCCUUAUGA
This is a messenger RNA of Nycticebus coucang (slow loris), 1126 nucleotides long. RefSeq names its product visual system homeobox 1 (gene VSX1). The transcript has 5 exons. Bases 29 to 1126 code for a protein of 365 amino acids. The record is from RefSeq and is a predicted model, not a curated record. Lineage: Eukaryota; Metazoa; Chordata; Mammalia; Primates; Lorisidae. Gene Ontology annotation, molecular function: transcription cis-regulatory region binding; DNA-binding transcription factor activity, RNA polymerase II-specific. Gene Ontology annotation, biological process: regulation of DNA-templated transcription. Gene Ontology annotation, cellular component: nucleus.